Messenger RNA from Rhagoletis zephyria (snowberry fruit fly), 1102 nucleotides. The record is from RefSeq and is a predicted model, not a curated record. NCBI's taxonomy places the organism in Eukaryota, Metazoa, Arthropoda, Insecta, Diptera, Tephritidae.
AUGGUUCGACCGAUGGGCCAGCACCUGCAGAAGAAGUUCGCACGGGGCAUUCAGUACAACAUGAAAAUCAUCAUCCGAGGCGACAGAAAUGUGGGGAAAACCGCCCUCUUUCACCGCCUUCAAGGGGAGAAAUUUAAGGAGGAGUACGUGGCCAGCGAUGAGAUUCAGGUCGCCUCUAUCCAAUGGAACUACAACGCCACCGACGACAUUGUCAAGGUGGAGAUUUGGGACGUCGUCGACAAGGCCAACAAGCGACCAGAAAAUUCUACUCAACAACAAACAUCAGGUCCAGCGCUGGACGCCGAGUUCGUGGACGUCUACAAAGGGACCCACGGCGCCAUCUUCCUCUUCGACAUGACCAAGCUGUGGACGUGGGAGUACGUCCAGCGGGAGAUCAGGCGCGUCCCGCCCGGACUUCCGGUCCUGGUGCUCGCCAACCACCGCGACAUGGGCCACCACCGGGUGGUGACGGCCGACCAGGUGCAGGGCGCCAUAGACGCCCUCCUUGAAGAAGAAAGCGAGCUUGGGAGGUCUUCAAGAGGAGGAUCUUCAGGAGGACCAGGAGGAGGAGGUCUUCGAAUUCGAUACGCCGAAGCCUCGAUGCGCAACGGUUUUGGCCUUAGAUACCUCUACAAAUUCUUCAACCUCCCCUACCUCCACCUCCAACGGGCCACCCUCCUCAAACAGCUGGAGCGAAAUGGCGCGGAAACGACCGCCUCCGCCCAAGAAUUGGACGCUUUAGCCGACUCUGACGAGCACAACUACGACCUCUUUCUGGAGAUGAUCACCAAUCGAAGGCGGCAGGCGGCCGACAGCGUCUCCGCUGCGAAGAAGGUCAACGACAGCGGCGAGGUGAUACCGAUUCCUCAAAUGGCCGUCAAUGGAAGUGGAGUUCAUAAGAGCCUCUCAGUUCCGGGUGGACUUUCAAGCAAUGGAGGAAGUUCAGUUAAGUCCAAUGGAGUUCUAAGCAAUGGGAGCGGCGGUAGUGAUCAGCCCCCAGCACUUCCACUGAACCGACCCUCACCCUCGAUCAUAAUCGGCGCCAAGCACCCGCUGCCGGCCAAGUUUCAGCAGCAGCUGAACAGUAGUUCUAAGGCAAAAA